ACAUGUUAGGAUUAACUCUUUUGAACAGUGUAAUAUUGACUGCAAGUAAGAAUUAUUUGGAUGGAAAGAGAAGAAGACUUGGUCAUCACUAAUUUUAUCUUCCUUUUCUUUUUUUUUUUUCUUUUUUUUUUUUUUAAUUUGUUUAUUUAUGUAACAAGAGAAUUAUUUCCCUACUUUACCCAAUCUAAUGAAAUAUAAAAAUGGAAAAAGAAAAAAGGUAAAUGGCUGGGAAGUUUGAGGCAUGGUUUAGCUCUGUUGAUAUAAGGUGUGGAAAAUUUAAUCGGAAGUGGGUGAUAUGUGUAGUAGUUGGAGAAUUACUUACUUUGAAAAUAAAAAAUAAAAACCUAACCAUGAAGACAUUGGGACAUCCUACUAUCUAUAAAUAGCCACCUUUGCCAUGCUAGAAUUUUCAUCUCUCAGCCAACCAAUUCACUCCAAAUAAAGAGUGUGAUUGCUUAAUUAACCAUGACUAAGAUGGGCAUUCACUUCUUUGUAGCCACCACAACCAUCUUGGCCCUUGCAUUCUCACUUGCCUAUGCAUUUGACCCAAGCCCUCUCCAGGACUUCUGUGUUGCUAUUAAUGAUAUGAAGUCUGCAGUGUUUGUGAAUGGGAAGUUUUGCAAGGACCCAAAGCUUGCUAAAGCAGAAGAUUUCUUUUUUAAAGGUCUUAAUAUUCCUGGAAACACAAAUAAUAAAGUUGGAUCGAAUGUGACAACUGUGAAUGUUGAUACACUACCAGGACUUAACACUUUGGGUGUAUCCUUAGUCCGCAUUGACUAUGCACCUAAGGGUCUCAACCCACCGCACACGCACCCACGUGCAACUGAAGUACUCGCCGUGCUUGAGGGUACCCUCUACGUUGGGUUCGUCACCUCCAAUCCUAACAACACUCUCUUCACUAAGGUCUUAUAUCCUGGAGAUGUUUUUGUGUUCCCAAUUGGUCUCAUUCACUUCCAAUUCAAUGUUGGAAAGACUAAUGCAGUAGCUUUUGCCGGGCUGAGCAGCCAAAACCCGGGAGUCAUCACCAUUGCAAACGCAGUCUUUGGAUCGAAACCACCCAUUUCUCCUGAUGUUCUAACCAAGGCUUUCCAACUGGACAAGAAAGUAAUUGAGUAUCUUCAAGCCCAGUUCUGGGUUGACAACAGUUAG
Molecule: messenger RNA, 1149 nt
Organism: Cornus florida
Lineage: Eukaryota; Viridiplantae; Streptophyta; Magnoliopsida; Cornales; Cornaceae
Product: germin-like protein subfamily 1 member 13
Exons: 2
Coding region: 466-1149 (227 amino acids)
Cellular component (GO): cell wall
Molecular function (GO): manganese ion binding
Source: RefSeq, a predicted model, not a curated record